Molecule: messenger RNA, 2045 nt
Organism: Epinephelus moara (kelp grouper)
Lineage: Eukaryota; Metazoa; Chordata; Actinopteri; Perciformes; Serranidae
Gene: fstl4
Product: follistatin-like 4
Exons: 15
Coding region: 273-2045 (590 amino acids)
Biological process (GO): multicellular organism development; regulation of BMP signaling pathway; cell differentiation
Molecular function (GO): protein binding
Source: RefSeq, a predicted model, not a curated record
GGAAAACCAGCCGGAGGAGCUGAAGGAUGGCGAGCCGCUGCUGAGAGUUGGGACGCGCAACCCCGUCGCUACAAAACGCAGCUGCCACUGAUACACCAGCCCACAUAAUCCAUCUGAACCCCUUUUAAAACCCUGCCGAGCCGGAGGAGAGGAGUGGGAACUAAAAAGAGCGCAGUUUGGUCACGUCGCUGCGAGGAAAAAUCUGUGGCACAUUUGCACCAGUUUCCCUUCAUUUCUGCCCUCUUGCCUCGGAAUACCACAGGUACACACUCAUGGGCAGCCUGGGUGUUUGGGCUGUGGCUGUGGCCGCUCUGCUGGGAACCUCAGGGUGCUGGCUGGCUGAAGGGCACAAGAGCAGCAGGCGAGGCAGCGCUGAUACAGCCACAAUGUCACGUACCUCCUCCCAGGAACCAUUCUCCACGGAGAAGGAGAAAGCAGACGGGAACAUCGAUCAAUCCCUCUCUGACCCAGACGGAGGUCCCUGUCGUAGGACUUACUGCGGACGGGGUCGGCAGUGUGUGCUGAUGGCAGAGACCGGCCGCGCUGAGUGUGUUUGCCAGGAAAAAUGCCGGCCCUCCUUUGUGCCGGUGUGUGGCUCGGACGGCAGGUUCUACGAGAACCACUGCGAGGUUUACCGCACCGCCUGCCUGGAGAGGAGACGGAUCUAUGUGGUGCACAGCAAGGACUGCUUCUUCAAAGGCAACGCAUGCACCAUGUCAGAGUACAACAGGCUGAAGAGCAUGCUGCUGGAUAUGCAACCUAAAGUGCUUAAAACUGGAGAGCAGAGCCAGCAGAGAGACAUGGAGGAGAAGAGAGCACUGGUGGACACCAUGUUCAAAUACCUGGACGUGGACCAGGACGGCCGGCUGGUCAGUGAUGAGCUGGAAAAGAUCUCUAUGAAGGAGCACCUGGAGGACAGCCUUCUGGAGUGCACCAUGCAGGACCUGCUGCGUUAUGAUGACUACAACAACGAUGGACACCUCAGCCUACAUGAGUUCUACACAGCUUUCCAGGUUGUCCAGCUGAGCCUGGCAGAGGAUCAGCAGAUCAGUGUCUCCACGGUAACAGUGGGCCUCAGUGCUGUCCUAACCUGUGCCAUCCAGGGGACACUGCGCCCACCAAUCAUCUGGAAGAGGAACGGCAUCAUACUGAACUUCUUGGAUCUGGAGGAUAUCAAUGACUUUGGGGACGAUGGCUCCCUGUACAUCACCAAGGUGACAACCAUCCACAUGGGGAACUACAGUUGCCAUGCCUACGGCUAUGAAGACCUCUAUCAGACACAUGUGCUGCAGGUGAAUGUCCCUCCAGUGAUCCUGGUCUAUCCAGAGACGCAGGCCCAGGAGCCCGGCGUAUCUGCCAGCCUCCACUGCCACGCCGACGGCAUCCCAAAUCCCAAACUCCUGUGGCUGAAGAAUGGCAUGGACCUGCUGCCCAGAUCCUCCAAACAGCUCUCUCUCAUAGCAAAUGGAAGUGAGCUCUUUAUUGGCAGCGUCAGGUACGAGGACACAGGAGCCUACACAUGCAUCGCCAAGAACGAGGUGGGAGUGGACGAGGAUAUCUCCUCUCUGUUUGUUGAAGACUCAGCCAAGAAGACCCUUGCUAACAUUCUGUGGAGAGAAGAAGGGUUGAGUGUGGGCAAUAUGUUCUAUGUGUUUUCUGAUGAGGGCAUCACUGUUCUUCAGCCCAGUGAAUGUGAGAUACGCAGGCACAUGAAGCGCACAGAGAGGAUUGUUGCCACCUAUGAGGAGAUGUGCCCUAAAGGUGAAGGGGUGUCACCUCAGCACUGCGUGUGGUCCUCAGCAGUCAACAUCAGAGAUAAGUACAUCUACGUGACCCAGCCCCUCCUGAGCCGACUGCUGGUGGUUGAUAUUCAAGCACAGAAGGUGGUGCAGGCAGUAACAACAGAUCCUUUUCCAGUGAAGAUGCUCUAUGACAAGUCACAUGACCAGGUGUGGGUCCUAACAUGGGGGGAUAUGGACAGAACACACCCAACCCUCCAGGUGAGUACACAGUGCAUGUUGUAUCUAUCCAGUGCUAGAAUCUAA